This is a messenger RNA of Trichomycterus rosablanca, 2650 nucleotides long. RefSeq names its product protein FAM171A2. The transcript has 8 exons. The record is from RefSeq and is a predicted model, not a curated record. The coding region runs from base 55 to 2589 and encodes 844 amino acids. NCBI's taxonomy places the organism in Eukaryota, Metazoa, Chordata, Actinopteri, Siluriformes, Trichomycteridae.
ACGGAGGAACAGAUAUGGCUCAAAUGAUGAAAAGUAUGAUGUAAAUUUUUUAGGAUGCCACGUCGGUUUAUGUACCAUUUUCUCCUUGUGCUGCUUUUCUCCUGUGCGGACAGGACUGUGGGUAAAUCUCUGCUGGAGCCCGGAGCGCGCGAGGUGCAGGUGAGGGUCCAGGUGUUCAAUGGUGGUGAUCUUUCACCCCUGUCUGAUGCUACCAUCAUCGUCCAUGGCAACCGUAGUGUGCUGGCAUCCACCCAAGGUUCCAACGAUGAUGUAGUAAAUUUCCAUUACCGCACUGGGACAUGGGUAAUCAUCACUGCAUCUCGGAAGGAUUACGUAACCAGUUCAGUGCCCUGGCAUGCCAGCAAAGUGCCCUUGUAUGCCUCUGUUAGUCUCUACCUUUUGGCCCAAAGGCCAGGAACUCUAAUCCUGUAUGAUGAUGUUAUCCAGGUGUUUCAUGGUUCUCCAGGUGGGAGGAGCCAGCCAUGGCUGCACAUUCCAAGGCGGAGCUUGCAGCUGAACUCCUCCUUCUCUGAGAUGACAGCUGUUUUGACCACUGCCCGAGAUCUGAGUGAGAUCAACGCCUUUCCUUACCUGCUGGCCCUGGAGCCCAACAACACAGGGGGAGAAGACAGCUGGAUAGAUUUAACAGCAGUAGCGGCGGUCAGCGCUCAGCUUUUUGACCGGGAGGGUAGCGAGGUUCAGGUCACAGAGUCGAUUCAUUUCUCCGUUCCUCUGCCUUCUGACUCCCAUGUCCGCUCCCCAACCAGUGUACCUGUGUGGGUGUACGAUACAAAAUCAGGGCUGUGGGUACGGAGUGGGAUCGGCUACAUUAGAAGAGAUGGAUCUCAUUUCACAUGGGACUUCAAAGCUUCACGGCUUGGGUAUUGGAUAGCAGCCUUCCCCUUUGCAUCAGGACAAGGCUUGUCUCAUCCAGGCUUAAGGGACAUCACGGCCUACCAUUCCCUCAUCCUGCUCUCCAUCCUGGGAUCUCUUGCUCUGCUUGUACUAGUACUGCUCUGUGCUCUACUCUACUACUGCAGACGGAGGUGUCUGAAGCCUCGACAACAGCUGAAGCCGGGGCAGACGUCAUCUGCACUAUCCAGUUCAAAGCGAGACCAGGGCACCUCCACCUCUCGCCUCAACCUCAUCUGUGGAGGCCAAGUUGAAUCUGCAGCCUCCAAUGGCAAUCCGGAUACCGGCAAGUCAGAUGCCUCACCGUCCCGUGAAUUUAAGUGUGCCAGGGAUGAGUUUGCUAAACACGUACCAGCACAGAAACUCAGGCAUUCAUCCAAAAAUAAACAGUCUAAAGUAGCACAGCGAGGGGCCGAAAGCUUCCCCAUGAAAGUGCAUCGCUCCACAGAUACAGGCAACCUUGACAGUACCCUGCCUCAUGAUGACUUCGGAUGCAACUACAGUUCAGAAGACAAGGAUCGUGAAUACCAUCGCAGACAUGUUGUCAAUGACAACCGUGGAUACACGGCUGACCCACCUUCUCCACUCAUUUCAGACAAUCCACCAGAAUACUCGCAGGUUUCACAAGGCCCGGAGCAUCUUUCUCGUCCAACGACACUAAACACCCAACCUGGCCAGAUCAUAUUCUGCAGCUCAUUAGAACAAAUGACAGAGAACAUGUAUCGCAGCAUGGUCCCAACCUUGGUCAUCCCGGCACACUACAUGCGCUUAUCUUCUGAGUUUAGUGCCUCUGAAGGUGGUAAGGAUGGCCAAAACCAGACAGACAGGGACAGCCAAUGUGGAAUGGGUAAUGGUGUCAGCAUUGGGAUCCAAAACCAAGGUCAUCAGGCCCAAAGCCAAGGAUCAGUCCAAAUGCAUGCCCAGCAAGGGGUGGGGUCCCCAGCUGGCCCAGAUGACAACAUUUGGGCAUCUGGAGGUCCAUCUGCUCCAGUCCACAUCCCAGUGCUCUUUAACGAUUCCACUAUGGCCCAGAUGAAUGGAGAGCUCCAAGCACUUACAGAGAAGAAGCUUAGAGAACUAGGCGUCAAACAGCACCCUCGUGCCUGGUUCAUAUCCCUUGACGGACGUGCCAAUGCUCAUGUGCGCCACUCAUACAUUGAUGUUGGUUCUGAACUUGGCCUCGGUGGAAUGAACAGCGGCAACCACAGUGCUCAGAGUACCCUCAGUGCCCCUGCUGGCAGCAGUAAGGAUUGCAUUUCAGACACAAGACAUCAAGAUAACCAACAUGAGCGCAAACAUGCCUCUGGGCGCAAAAGUAAAGAAGAACGUCAUGGCAGUGGGCGAAAGGGACAUGGAGGGAAGCAGUAUUCCAAAAUGCCUUACCAUGACUCUCUAGAUAUCAGCAGUGGCAUUGGCCGUAUGGGAGCAGGGUCACCUUUGGAGAAUCCUUUAACUCCACUGCUAGAUGAUGGCCCAGAGGAGCCACGGGGGUCACCAAUGCCGCGUAGAGGUCGAAGCCGGGGCAACAGCUCACGUAGCAGCAAUAGUGAGACCCAGCGAGAUUCUGUCACCAGCCCGGAGGAGGAAAAUGACCUAGAUGACAAAGAUGAGAACAAGAAAAGUCCAUGGCAGCGCAUCGAGGAACGCCCACUUAUGGUGUUUCAUGCAAAGAAGUAGAACAGUUGAAUAUACAAAGACCAAACUUAAUCCUUAAGCCACAAAAUACGUGUCCCUCUGA